Messenger RNA from Oncorhynchus mykiss (rainbow trout), 3381 nucleotides. RefSeq names its product parathyroid hormone 3 receptor (gene pth3r). The record is from RefSeq and is a predicted model, not a curated record. Lineage: Eukaryota; Metazoa; Chordata; Actinopteri; Salmoniformes; Salmonidae. Gene Ontology annotation, biological process: adenylate cyclase-modulating G protein-coupled receptor signaling pathway; cell surface receptor signaling pathway. Gene Ontology annotation, molecular function: G protein-coupled peptide receptor activity; parathyroid hormone receptor activity; peptide hormone binding. Gene Ontology annotation, cellular component: plasma membrane.
CAGAAAAUGAGGUGUGGAGGGAGAGAGAAACACAGAGAGAGAUACAUGAUGGGGAUUGUUGGCUGCACCAGGCAGCAAAGAGUUAACUGAGGUGGAACGCCAAGAGGACAGCCCAUUCCCACAGUCAACAAUGGAAGGAGCUGCAGUAGAUGGGCAGCUCUCCUAGUCUUCCCUCCUCCCUUUACUAACUAAUAUCAUGCUCACACAAAGGAACAUGGCAAAGGUACUCAUCCCUGAGAUACAUGAGGAAUUCCAUACCUAGUCACUGGGACCUGACCUUACCAAUGGUCAUUGUUCACAAGAGAAGCACUACAUGCAGAUGAUUGCAAAAAGAGAAGAGAGUUCGCAUUGGAAGACUACCAGUGGUUAAAGAGAAUCCUUUACUUAACUUCCACAACUGAUUCUAUCUUCACUCUCAGCUGUGCGGGAGAAGCUGGACGUUUUGAUUGAAUAACUUCCCAUUCAACAAUGCCAUGGUUCAUGUGGUACCAUUCAUGAGAAGUAUAGAAGGAUCACCUCCUGCCUAAGCGUUUAGAGAGACGUGUGCAGGCACCAAGGUAAUAGGAGCGGCAAUGGGACACAGCCUCGAGGACCACCACUCUACAUGUUUCGGGGGACGUUUCCCUUCGCUGCACCCUAGAGAGGAUAAGGAGUUGUGAGCAGGGGGUGUCUUGGUGAUUAAAAGUUUUGGUUCAGGUUGAAGGUCAAAAGGAAGUCAUGGUGUCCGUGGGGAGAAUCAGAAUUGUUUUCUGCUGCGUAUUGAUGAAUGUCAGUGCAGUGAUAGACUCUGAUGAUGUCAUCACACGAGACGAGCAGAUUUACCUCCUGAUUGGUCCCCGUGCCAAGUGUGAGAGGAUAAUCCAUUCCCAGCUGGCCAUAGUCAAAGAAGAUGACUGUGUACCGGAGUGGGAUGGGAUUAUCUGCUGGCCCAGAGGGAAGCCUAGUCAGCUGGUCUCGGUUCUAUGUCCAGAAUACAUCUACGACUUCAACCACAGAGGUCAGGCCUAUCGUCAGUGUGAUGCCUCAGGGAACUGGGAGCAGGUGCCUAGCAUCAACCGCACCUGGGCCAACUACACUGAGUGUACCACCUACCUAUUGUCUAGCCAUAGAAGCCAGGAAGAGGAGGUGUUUGAGCGGCUACACUUGAUGUACACCAUUGGCUACUCCAUCUCUCUGGUAUCCCUACUGGUGGCUGUCUCGAUUCUCUGCUACUUCAAGCGUCUCCACUGUACACGGAACUACAUCCACAUUCACCUCUUCACCUCCUUUGUGUUUCGGGCCAUCAGUAUCUUUGUGAAGGAUGCUGUCCUCUAUGCCAUGUCUGACGACGGAAAGACUGAAGCAGAGGAAUUGGCAGAGAGACCCCAUAUGGUGGGCUGUAAGGUGGCCGUUACUCUCUUCCUGUAUUUCCUGGCGACCAAUCACUACUGGAUCCUGGUGGAGGGGCUGUACCUGCACAGCCUCAUCUUCAUGGCCUUCCUCUCAGACAAGAACUACCUGUGGGCGCUCACCAUCAUCGGCUGGGGUGUCCCUGCAGUGUUUGUGUCUAUUUGGGUCAGUGCGCGAGCAUCACUGGCAGACACUCAGUGCUGGGACAUCAGUGCGGGAAAUCUGAAGUGGAUCUAUCAAGUCCCAAUUCUUGCAGCCAUUGUAGUGAACUUCUUCCUGUUCCUCAACAUCAUACGAGUGUUGGCCUCUAAGCUGUGGGAGACCAACACAGGCAAACUGGACCCCCGUCAGCAGUACAGGAAGCUGUUGAAAUCCACCCUUGUCCUGAUGCCCUUGUUUGGAGUGCACUAUAUGGUGUUUAUGGCUCUACCCUACACUGAGGUUACGGGCCUGUUGUGGCAGGUGCAGAUGCACUACGAGAUGUUCUUCAACUCUUCCCAGGGAUUCUUUGUGGCAUUCAUCUACUGUUUCUGCAAUGGGGAGGUGCAGGCGGAGGUAAAGAAGGCAUGGCUACGGCGGAGCCUGGCCUUGGACCUCAAACAGAAGACCCGGGUGACCAGCAGUGGGGGCGGGGGCAGCUGCUACUAUGGCGGCAUGAUGUCACACACCACCACCCACAGCGUGAGUCUGACUGUGGCCAAUCCCAGAGGAAUGUCCCUGAAUGGGGCAGGGGCCCCCGGGAUGGGAGGAGCUGGGGGAAGCAAUGGGGGAGGGGGAAGCAGGCAGCCACGCCUCACCUCCUCCUUCCACCCCCUCACCAACCUGCCAGGUUACGUGCCCAGCAACACGGAGACCCCCAGGCAGAAACUUGUUAUUUGGAGGCCUGGGGUGGGGGCUGAGGCCGGUGUUAGUGCCUUUCCCAGGAACCCCAGGGCUGCUAGCGAGGGGAUCCAAGGGGGUGGUGGUGGAGCCAAGACAGAGCCUGCAGUCUCUGUGCCCCAGCGGUUGGGAGACGAGGACCCCUGCUGCUCUUUGUCUCUAAAGGAACUAGAGACCAUCUUGUGAACUGGAACUGUCAGAUCUAUGGCUUCUAACAGUGAGAGCAGCACUGUAUCAGAUGGCUUCACUUAUCCAGAUUCCUGCCAUGGAUCCAUAUCAAAGCUCCAUUCAAGUGAUCUCCAAUGACCUAUUUGAAUCUCCCCUGAAUCCCUCGUUUGACUGAUGUCUGAAGACUUAGCUAAGUACAUUUAGUUGGGGUUAAAGAAUCAUUGUGUGUAAACUGGUCUGAUGACACGAUUAUCAGUAGAACAUUGAUCCAAGGAUCAUGAAGAAAAAACAUGUACUUGUAGCAUGAUUGGCGAUUUAAUUUAUCAGUGGUUGUAAUAAAGAACCCAAUGACUAGUGAGUUGCUGCACCCAUGUGGAGUCCUGCAUGCCUUUCUACACGUGCCAUAUUUGUUUGACAGACUAUUGUUUUUCCUUUUAUAUUUGCCUGUCUGUCUGCUUGUCUGCUUUCUCUGAUCUCUUCUCUGUCUGCCUAACAAUUCAUGCACUAUUCGUCUAUUGUAGUGAGAUGUCAUUUUUUAUCUGAGAAAAACAUGGAAAUGAAGCUUUUACAGCAAUGAAUAAGCAGCAGUAGGAUGCAUUUGAAGACAUCCUUACCUGGGGCCCAUCGCCCAAUGAGCAAAACUGGUGCAUUUAAAAUCCCAAUACACUUUACCAUAAAACAAUAAUAGAUUAAUAAAAUAACAAAAACACAUGUCUAAAACAGUAAAAUAUCAGCUCAGGAUUUACCUUCAGUACAGAUUUACCUUCUUUACAGAUGUAAAGAAAUUGUUAUUUUGGAUAGUGAUAGCACACUUGCUAUGUACAAUGCAUUCGGAAAGUAUUCAGACCCCUUCACUUUUUCCACAUUUUGUUACGUUACAGCCUUAUUCUGAAAUGUAUUAAAUUGUUUUUAUUUAUUUAUCAAUCUACACACAAUACCCGAUAA